This is a messenger RNA of Olea europaea var. sylvestris, 1147 nucleotides long. RefSeq lists its product as uncharacterized. The transcript is spliced from 5 exons. Bases 117 to 764 code for a protein of 215 amino acids. The record is from RefSeq and is a predicted model, not a curated record. Lineage: Eukaryota; Viridiplantae; Streptophyta; Magnoliopsida; Lamiales; Oleaceae.
AAUUUCUUCGACUAUCUCUCCCUCUCUCUCGGAGAAAUUCUAUUAGUUUCUAUAAAGAACUUCCGAUUUCAAUCCAAUAAUAGAGUACUGUUUAAUUUCGAAAUUUAGAUAAUUCAAUGGCUUCUCUUUAUUUACUAAAAUCCAGUCCUUCUACACCUUCAAUUUCAUCUCCAUCGACUUACCGAAGAAAAUUCAGUUGUUUUUGCUGGGAAUUCAAUUCUAGGUUUCGGUAUUCAAGAAUUGUGAUACAUAAUAGGAGGUCAAGGGUCUAUUGUAAGAAUCAAGAGAGUGAAAACAAAAGCAAUGGUGAAGAACGUCCUGAGUCAUUGUUUAUGAAAGAAUUGAAGAGACGAGGUAUGACACCUACUUCAUUGCUUGAGGAAAAGAAUAAGAGCAUUGAGGUCGAUGAUCAAAUGAAGUUCAAAGAAGAAGAUCAGAGUUUCUCUCCUCGAAAUGCAGUGAGAACAGAUUCUGAAAUAAACCUAUUUAAUCAGAGGGAGCAGUCUAUGGAACUGAACAGUGAAGGCCUUGAGGGUUUGAUUCCACGGGCUAAACUUUUGCUUACCCUUGGGGGAACUUUCUUUUUGGCAUUUUGGCCGUUGAUUCUCGUAACUGUUGCAUCAUUUGCUGCUUUGUAUCUGUAUUUUGGACCAUCUUUUGUUCACAAUGGAAGUGAAAUUUCUGUCAAUUCACCUCAAUAUAAAGAUCCAUAUGAACUACUUGAAGAAGAAAGGAUAUAUCAAACAGCCCCUAGUCUCAAUUAAUGGAUUGAGCACACUGACCAGUAUCUCAAACGUAAACCAGAUAUUCUAAGAUACUGAAUUGAACGGCUUGAAUGUUUGAAGUGACUUGAUAAGUCCUCUGACUGAUCCAGCAGCAGCAAGAAGUGAUAUAGUGAAGCAAAUGAGGCUAAGUAUUUGCAUCCAGAUCCAAGUGAAGGAGAACUUGGGAAUCUUUGCUUUUGAAAUAUACAUUUCAAUUGGGAAAUAUACAGUCAAUGGCCAGAAAGAGGCAGCUCCAAGAAGUCCCACAAAGUCAUUGAAGAAUGGGAAUAACAUGGCCAAAACAGUUGUGAAUAUCACAUAAGUUGUUCUCCAUAUAAGUCUAAAGAAACUGAAGUUGAAAUUGCCACAGAAUGGCAUGCCAA